Metschnikowia bicuspidata var. bicuspidata NRRL YB-4993 is the source of this 4018-nucleotide messenger RNA. RefSeq names its product putative aminophospholipid-translocating P4-type ATPase. Gene Ontology annotation, cellular component: endosome; plasma membrane; trans-Golgi network. Gene Ontology annotation, molecular function: ATP hydrolysis activity; ATP binding; ATPase-coupled intramembrane lipid carrier activity. The record is from RefSeq and is a predicted model, not a curated record. The transcript is spliced from 2 exons. Gene Ontology annotation, biological process: endocytosis; phospholipid translocation; retrograde vesicle-mediated transport, Golgi to endoplasmic reticulum. Bases 1 to 3972 code for a protein of 1323 amino acids. Lineage: Eukaryota; Fungi; Ascomycota; Pichiomycetes; Serinales; Metschnikowiaceae.
AUGACUAAAGGAAGAGAAAUUAUUCAAGAAUGUGAAAAAAGAGGAAAACAUGAUAACGAAAGAGACAUGAUAAAGGAAGUGACAAAAAAGCAAGAGUCAAACAUAAAACAAACACUAAAAACAGACAGGAAAGCCCGAUGUCGAAAUCGUGCCUCCAGUCUCUUCACUGCUGCCCUGGCCCUGGGCCCGCGCCCUCCAUGGCACCGCCUGCGGCUAUGCGCGCACCAGGCCCGGCGCCCGAGCCUCGUCUAUACCGAGCCGUCAAGACCUGGCCGUUUUCCACCAGCCCGUCACCCCCUGCCUGCCCGCUCGAUACCCCUCAAAGCAGGCGUCUUGCAUCCACAGAAGCACACCGGCCAACCGAGCCCCUUUCUGGACACCAAAAAAGACCCCACUUCCGCAGCCCUCCUCAUGCUAGGCAAAUCAGAGCCCGCCAAGCUGCGCAGCCUGUCGCCACAAAGCCCCAGCUCCUCGGAAGAGGACUUUGAAAACUCGCUCGACUCCGCGCUUCGUCUGGCAUCAUCCAGCUACUUCCACUGGGCCGGCCGCCGCAGCUCGCUGGCGGCGUCCCUGCGCCUGGGAUCCGGGAUCCUGCUAGCGACGCUCCAGGCGACCCGAGAAAACGGCCUGCAGCCGACCCUUUUCGCCGACGACGACGCAAGGCUCAGCCACGGCUGGGACUCUGACGGAGCAUCGCUCCUUGGUGAAACUGCCGCCCCCAGCCGCCCCAGCUACCACCUUGGAACUCGCAUAUCCCCAGCCCCCGGAACCGGCCGCGUGGCCACACGCUACGCGCCCGUAUCCGUGACCCGCCGGCUCCGUGCGCUCUUGCGCUCACUGCUCGGGCUCUACCGGUUUGUGCGCAGCGAGUUCUCGCGGGAAUGGCGGCAACAAGCGGACCUCCAGCGUCACGCCGAGCUCCAACAGCAGCACGAAUACUCCCAGGACGAGUCCCACGAGACAGGCGCCGCGGGCGCCGAGCGGCUCGUGCUGCCGCGGAAUGCGCGGCAGAAGGCCUUGGUGCUGAACGCGGUGCUGAACGCAAAGUACAACCCGGUGACGUUCGUGCCGGUGAUUCUCUACGAGCAGUUCAAGUUCUUCUUUAACUUGUACUUCUUGCUCGUGGCCCUCUCGCAGGCGGUGCCGCAGUUGCGCAUCGGCUACUUGUCGUCGUACAUCGUGCCGUUGGCGUUCGUGUUACUCGUGACCAUGUUGAAGGAGGCCGGCGAUGACAUCGCGCGCCGCCGCCGUGACAUCGAGCAGAACAACGAGCAGUACGAGGUCUUGAACCGCUCCUUCUCCUUGGGCCUGGAUGUGGCGAGCGUGCCCCUGAAGAACUUAAAGGUCGGCGACUUGGUACGCCUCCACAAGGAUAUGCGCGUGCCCGCGGACUUGGUGCUUCUCCACUCUUCUGACCCCAACGGCGAGGCUUUCAUCAAGACAGACCAGUUGGACGGCGAGACUGACUGGAAGCUCCGUGUCGCGUGUCCUGCCACACAGAAGGCCGCCGACUCUGCGCGCCUCGUCGACAACGUGUCGCUCGUCGUAGCCCCGCCGACAAAGUCCAUCCACAGCUUCCAGGGCAAGUUGGUGUACCGCGACUCUUCUGGGAUCGAGAGCACCGUGCCAUUGACCGUGGACCAGACGCUCUGGGCAAACACGGUGCUCGCCUCUGGGACCGCCGUCGGCAUUGUCGUGUACACCGGAAUCGAGACUCGCCAGCUGCUCAACACAACCAUGUCCGGCGUAAAAACGGGGCUUCUCGAGAUUGAGAUUAAUAGCAUCUCGAAGAUUCUAUGUGUCACGGUAUUUAUUCUUUCGGUGGCGCUCGUCCUUGCCCAGGGGUUCCCACCGAGCGGCACGUGGUACAUCGAUAUCUUGCGUUUCCUUAUCUUGUUUUCCACAAUCAUUCCUGUAUCGCUCAGGGUCAACCUUGACUUGGCAAAGUCCGUCUACGCAUCGCAGAUCCAAAAGGACGCCGACAUUCCGGGCACGGUUGUCAGAACUUCCACCAUCCCUGAGGACUUGGGGAGAAUCGAAUACUUACUCAGUGAUAAGACAGGUACGCUCACACAGAACGACAUGGAGAUGAAAAAGUUGCAUUUGGGGGCGGUCUGCUACGCGGGCGAAACCUUGGACAUCGUUGCCGAAAACGUCGGCAAAUUGCUUUUAAGUGAGCUGACAGGCUCGUCUUUGAAGCGCAGAGACUUGGCUACAAAAGUUUGUGAUUUUGCACUAGUGCUUGCUUUAUGCCAUAAUGUGACGCCCUCUGAGGAAGACGGUGCGAUUUCAUACCAAGCAGCCUCACCCGAUGAAAUUGCUAUUGUCAAAUUCUGCGAGCAGAUCGGACUCAAAUUACUAAAAAGAGACAGACACUCCAUUACGCUUCUACACUCAGCCACGUCCCAAGAAUUGCAUUUCGACAUCUUAUACAAUUUCCCAUUCAACUCCGACACCAAAAGAAUGGGCAUCGUAGUUAAGGAUGUACAGAAAGAUGAGGUCUGGUUUAUGGAAAAAGGCGCCGAUACUGUGAUGACAAAGAUUGUCAACAGCUCUGACUGGUUGGAUGAGGAGACUUCAAAUAUGGCCCGCGAGGGUUUGCGCACUCUCGUUAUUGGCCGCAAAAGAUUGAGUGUUUCUGGUUUUCAAGAGUUUGCUAACGAGUACGAAAAGGCAUCUUUGUCGAUGCAUGAACGUGACGUGAAUAUGCAAAGGACUGUUGCACAAUACCUCGAGACAAAUGUCGAGCUUCUUGGGCUCACUGGUGUCGAGGACAAGUUACAGAAGAACGUCAAGACGUCUAUCGAACUCUUGAGAAACGCAGGUGUAAAAAUUUGGAUGUUGACUGGAGACAAAGUCGAAACCGCCAAGUGUGUGGCAAUCAGCGCCAAAUUAAUUUCGAGGGGUCAGUUUGUUCACCAAAUCACCAAGGUGACCAACCCAGACAUGGCCAUGAGCCAUCUUGACCAAAUCACAAAUACGUCAAACUCAGUCUUGUUGAUAGACGGUGAGUCAUUGGCGGUGUUUAUGAAGUAUUUCAGCAAGGAAUUCUUCGACAUGUGUAUCUUGCUUCCUGCCGUCAUCGCUUGUCGCUGCACGCCUCAACAAAAGGCCGACAUAGCGUUGGCGAUCAAGAAAGCAACAGGCAAGAGGGUAUGCUGCAUUGGAGAUGGAGGAAAUGAUGUGAGUAUGAUUCAGUGCGCCGACGUGGGAGUCGGAAUUGUUGGCAAAGAAGGAAAACAAGCCUCCCUUUCUGCUGAUUUCAGUAUUGAUCAGUUUCACUUCUUGCUGAAACUUUUGCUAUGGCAUGGAAGAAAUUCUUACAAGAGGUCUGCAAAGUUAGCGCAGUUCAUCAUUCACAGAGGAUUGAUUAUUUCUGUUGCACAAGCCAUCUAUUCGAUAUCGUCCAGCUUUGAGCCUCUUGCCUUGUAUCAAGGAUGGCUCAUGGUCGGCUACAGUACUCUUUACACAAUGGCACCAGUGUUUUCCUUGACGCUUGACCAGGACGUCGACGUGAGACUCACGAAGUUAUACCCCGAAUUGUACAAAGAGCUUACUUUGGGCAAGUCCUUGUCAUAUAAAAGCUUCUUCAUGUGGGUGGCGAUCUCGCUCUUUCAGGGUAGUGUGAUCCAAUUGCUUUCGCAGGCAUUCCAGACUUUGGAUGAAGAGAAGUUCAAAGCCAUGGUCAGCAUUUCAUUCACAACGUUGAUUCUUAAUGAGUUGGUUAUGGUGGCAUUCACGAUUCGCACGUGGAACAAGAUGAUGUUCAGUACCAUAGUCAUCACAUUCAUGAUUUACGUGUUGCUGGUUCCGUUUUUGGAUGAAUACUUCGAUCUGGAUUAUAUCACGUCCGUGUCAUUUUGUUGGCAAGCAAUGAUCGUUCUCGUCACGAGCCUUCUUCCUGUUUGGCUCUUGAGAACAUUGAACCGGAAAUUGAGGCCCCCCUCGUAUGCGAAAGUCCAACAGCAUUAGGGCUAUUGUCGAAAUUGAAUGGUGCAAAAUUCUCACAACCAAGAGC